Molecule: messenger RNA, 2086 nt
Organism: Schizophyllum commune H4-8
Lineage: Eukaryota; Fungi; Basidiomycota; Agaricomycetes; Agaricales; Schizophyllaceae
Product: GMC oxidoreductase
Exons: 9
Coding region: 140-1963 (607 amino acids)
Molecular function (GO): oxidoreductase activity, acting on CH-OH group of donors; flavin adenine dinucleotide binding
Source: RefSeq, a predicted model, not a curated record
CUGUCGCGCUCCCAAGAGCCGUCGAUAUCGGGAAUCCGGAGAGACUACAUAAGUUGCUGCUGUCGCACAUAGAACAAGCGUUGUGUGGAACGCUCGACCAUACGCUCGCGCGCCCUUGAUUACUCCUUGUUUUCACAUCAUGCGACUCAGUCUCAUCUCCGUACUCGUGUACGCCUCAGUCGUUCGUUGCGUCACAGUCCAGGAUGGCGGGGCCUUUGCAGCAGAACCUUUCGACUAUAUAAUCAUCGGAGCAGGCACUGCUGGGCUAGUGGUAGCCACCAGACUGAGCGAAGACCCUUCAGUGAGGGUCGGUGUCAUUGAAGCGGGCGAGACGGCCAAGAACGUGGAUAUCAUCGACGUCCCCGGAUUGUAUGGUGCCGACGUGGGGACAAAAUACGACUGGAACUACACGGCCGAGGCUCAAGGUGAUAUUCCGAGUGUGAGCUGGCCACGCGGAAAGGUUGUAGGAGGCUCUUCUGCGCUCAACUUCCUCGUCUGGGACCUACCUUCCGCGGCCGAUUUCGAUGCCUUCGAACGUCUUGGCAGUCCAGGAUGGAACUGGGCGAAUAUUUCCUCUGGUGUAAAGAAGGCCACCAACUUCACUACGCUCACACCAGACCAAACCAAUGAGCUCGGCGGAAUACAACCCAACGUAUCUGACUACGGUACCGACGGCCCUGUACACGUCUCCUUCGGUCGCUUCUUCCCACCCAUUACGAAGCUCUGGAUCGCUGCGCUGAACGUUUUGGGCAUACCUACCAACGGACGACCGAAUGGCGGAAGCAUCGUGGGCGUCAACUUGACACCAAUGGAUGUUCGACCGGACAAUAUGACCCGAGACUACAGUGCACCUGCGCGCUACUAUCCCAGAGAGGCGCGCGAGAAUCUGGUUCUGCUUACCAGCGCCUUAGUGAGCCGCGUCAACUUCGAUCCUGGCGCGAGGCAAGGACUGGUCGCGAAGUCUGUGACAUACAUCAGUGGCGGGCAAGCCUACAAUGCUACUGCCAGCCGGGAGGUGAUCCUUUCUGCAGGCACCGUGAAUACGCCCCAGGUGCUCGAACUGUCAGGCAUCGGUACCAAGGAUGUUCUGGAUUUGGCAAGGAUCGAACAGCUUAUCGACCUGCCUGUCGGCGAGAAUUUACAAGAUCACACGACCGUGUCUCUAAACUACGAGAUACGCAACGAUAUCGUGACGACUAGCGCUCUCGCAACCAACGCAACCCUUGCCGCCGAGCAGCUUGCCUUGUGGCACGCCCAUCAGCCCAGCAUGUACGACUUCGGUACACGCGGCAUCGGAUACCUCAAUCUUCCCCAACUUGUCGGCGAGGACCGUGCGCAGGAUAUCAUAGCCAAAGCCGAAGCGUAUGCACAGGGGCAGAAUGGAUCCGUCUACGCGGACGUUUUGGCCAAGCAGGUUGACCUCAUGAAGAAUGAAACCGUAGGCCAGAUAGAGCUGAUCACCGUCGACUCCGGGCGUGGUGUGGAGAUGGAGGAGGGGAAGGCGUACAUGUCCUUCGUCGUUGCAAAUCAGCACCCGUUGAGUCGAGGCUCUAUCCACAUCAACAGCAGCGAUCCUAGCGUCUAUCCCAUUAUCAAGCCUAACUACUACAGUGUCGAUCUAGACCUGGUCAUGCAUGUCGCAGGCGUUGACUGGGCGUUGAAGAUAGCUCAAACGGCUCCAUACGCGGACCUGGUCGUGCAACAACUGCUGCCCACCGCGGGCCAGGACCUUCGCGAGUUCGUCAAAGCGCAGGUCUCGUCGGAGGCCCAUCCCAUCGGGACGGCGAGCAUGCUACCUUACGGGCGCGGCGGCGUUGUCGAUGCUGAACUCCGGGUGUACGGGACGUCCAACUUGAGGGUCGUCGAUGCGUCUGUCAUCCCCUUGCAUGUCUCGGCGCACCUUCAGGCGACGGUCAUAGGCAUCGCUGAGCGGGCUGCUGAGCUGAUCACGGGCGCAGUGUAAUCUUUGCUGUGCACCUCGUAAUCCAGAAGUAGAAACCGCUUCUUCACGGCGCUCGGCUGUUGCAAAUGCAAGGAAUCCCAUUGUGUACAGUACAGAACCCGAGAAGUAGUUACAGUACAUACU